CUCUGUGUUUCAGUCUGAAGCCGUUGGCUGCUACGGAACCGUUUGGCUCUUUUCUCUACUAGCGAGCAACACUACAUUCAAGACCCGACUGUACACCCAGCUCAAUUUUAAGGGGAUUUAUCACUAUAUAUGCCCGUAUAUUCAAAACACAUCGCUCACUGGGGAUUCCAGCUACCGGUUGACCUGUUCCGAAGGCCGUUAUAACGCUCUUUUCGGGGUUUAAUUAGAGCUUGAAAACAGCGGUGGUAGUGGAGGAGAUUCCAUAUUAGGAGCACAGAGGAGAAGGCACCCCCUCCCCCCUUGUGUGAUUUGGAGCUUUAGGUUCUGAGCCCAUGGUCCAAGUCCUGACUGACUGAUCAUAGUGGUGGUGCAUACAGACUUACUGCUGGGGAUAGAAGUGUGUGUGCUGACCUCAUGGUGUAACCGGAUUAAAAAUGAGCAUUAGCAGUGAUGAGGUCAACUUCCUGGUCUACAGAUACCUACAGGAAUCAGGGUUCUCCCACUCUGCAUUUACAUUCGGCAUAGAGAGCCACAUCAGCCAGUCCAACAUCAACGGAGCUCUGGUGCCCCCUGCUGCCCUCAUCAGCAUCAUCCAGAAGGGCCUGCAGUAUGUGGAGGCUGAAGUCAGCAUCAACGAGGAUGGCACGUUAUUCGACGGCCGACCCAUCGAGUCUCUGUCGCUCAUCGACGCAGUGAUGCCAGACGUGGUCCAGACGAGGCAGCAGGCGUACCGGGACAAAAUGGCCCAACAGCAGGCUGCAGCUUCGGCGCCGGCAUCGGCCGCAGGGGGCAGCAUAGCCGGCAACACCAAGAACGGAGAGAACACUGCCAACGGGGAGGAGAACGGAGCCCACGCCUUAGCUAACAACCACUCAGAUCUGAUGGAGGUGGAUGGAGACGUGGAGAUCCCUCAGAACAAGGCCAUGGUCCUGAGGGGCCACGAGUCAGAGGUCUUUAUCUGUGCCUGGAACCCAGUGAGCGACCUGCUGGCUUCUGGGUCUGGGGAUUCGACGGCUCGUAUCUGGAACCUGAGUGAAAACAGCACCAGCAGCUCCACGCAGCUGGUCCUGAGGCACUGCAUCAGAGAAGGAGGACAGGACGUCCCCAGCAACAAAGACGUCACCUCGCUGGACUGGAAUAGCGAGGGCACCCUGCUGGCCACAGGCUCAUAUGACGGCUUUGCCAGAAUAUGGACAAAAGACGGUAAUCUAGCCAGCACCCUGGGGCAACACAAAGGCCCCAUCUUUGCCCUGAAGUGGAAUAAGAAAGGCAACUUUAUCCUCAGUGCAGGAGUAGACAAGACUACAAUCAUAUGGGACGCUCACACAGGAGAGGCCAAGCAGCAGUUCCCCUUCCAUUCAGCUCCAGCUCUGGAUGUGGACUGGCAGAGCAACAACACGUUUGCUUCUUGUAGUACAGACAUGUGCAUCCACGUCUGCAAACUGGGACAGGACCGGCCUAUUAAGACAUUCCAGGGACACUCAAAUGAAGUUAAUGCAAUCAAGUGGGACCCUACGGGGAACCUGUUAGCAUCCUGCUCAGAUGAUAUGACGUUGAAGAUCUGGAGUAUGAAGCAGGACUCGUGUAUCCACGACCUGCAGGCCCACAGCAAAGAAAUCUACACCAUUAAAUGGAGUCCUACGGGACCGGGAACCAACAAUCCCAGUGCUAACCUCAUGCUAGCGAGUGCAUCGUUUGACUCCACGGUGCGUCUGUGGGAUGUGGACCGGGGGAUCUGCAUCCACACGCUGACCAAGCACCAGGAACCGGUGUACAGCGUGGCGUUUAGCCCCGACGGGCGCCACCUGGCCAGCGGCUCCUUCGACAAAUGUGUUCACAUCUGGAACACACAGACGGGGGCGCUGGUGCACAGCUACAGAGGGACAGGCGGGAUCUUUGAGGUGUGUUGGAAUGCAGCAGGAGACAAAGUGGGAGCCAGUGCGUCAGAUGGAUCUGUGUGUGUAUUAGACCUGCGGAAAUAGAGCUGCUGUUCGCUGAAAGCCAUGGACCGACCAUGAAUGUGUACAUAGCCAAAUGACUGUCCCUGCCUGCCCUGCGUACUGCUCACGCUUAGGCCCCGCCCACCGACUUACAGGAAGCAGGACACAGGAACAGGAAGCGAGUACCGACACAGCAGGUCCACACACGCGCGGAUAAAGUGACAGAUGAACGGAGUGGCGCCCCCCUCUGUUGGAUCAGACUCUCAGAGAGAAGCAGAAGCGGGAUGCAAUGGAAAUGGAGCAGAGAUGUGACGGAUCGGAAUAUUUACCAAAAUAUGGAAGCUGUUUGGCUUUUUGAUCUGGGAAACAUUCCCAUCGUCAUCAAAAUGUACAACAAUGAAAACGUGUUGAUCUAUGUUGCUAGUCAGAUCUUAUUGUGGACAUAUCGGCUCCUCCACCACAGAUAGGAUGGCACUUAGGGUUUCUUUUUUUUUUUUUUUUUUUAAUUUCAGAUGUCUCGUUCUAUAUUUUUUAUCAUGUGAGAGGGUCAAAGGUCAUGGAGAUGUCCCCUCUCUCCCCCCCAGGCAGGUGGCAGCAGCUCACUAAGCUUCACCAGGCAGAUCAAACUCUGGAUUCCUCUGAUUCAUCCACACGGGCAAAUAACACAUGAUGUCCCCCCUUUACACCUCUCCCUGUUCUGACCUGGAAGCUGCAGUAGAACCAGAACCAGGUCCAGACUGACUGCUGGUUUGUUCUGAUUUUAAACUGGGAGCACUGGGAGCUCUGUGUGUUUUUUACUGUUUUCCAUGUCAUUUUUACAGCUUUUUAAAUUAAAUGGAAUAGUUUCCCUUUUUUCCAGUCAUAACUUGUUUCCAUUCAGCAGUAUGGCGCCCUCCAGUGGCUGUAAGGGAAAUGUGGCUGGAAUAUUUCCAGCCUGACGGCAGAUGUCGUCUCUGGAUUUAGUCAAUACAGUGUACCAACACUCCAACCAUUAAAGACUUUCCACUGAACCAGUUCCAGUGUGAAACUGGCCCCGAUCAACUGGUUGGGCUGGGCCAGAACUUCUCAUGGAGACCAAUAAUAACACACCAAAAUUUUGAAUACAGCAUGUCUGAACCUCUGGAAUCCGGCUCUGGUUUAGGAAUAACCACUUAGCCGGCAGAAAAAACCCAGUUAGGAAACAUGAAAUAUUUACUAAGUCUCUUCUUGGAGCUACACCAAUAAAUCAGGCUGGAUUUGCUCAACUUUGGGAGCUGAUUGAUCAGCCGAUACAUACAUGGAAAACCAAUCGUAUCCACUUUCACAUCAGACACCAUCUCCUCCUGUGAGAGGGGUCUGACUGACCACCAGGUCACGUCUGCACAUGCAUGGUUAGCAAUGGUCACCUCUUCAUUGUCUACUUAGUGAUUUUUAGUAACUAUUCUGACAUAUUGGUGUCUGCCAAAAUUGGAAUCAGCAGGAUUUUGCUCCUCUGGUCUGCUGGAUUCUCUCUUCAUUUUUGGAGAAAUUCUUGUCUUGUUUUUGCCAACAGGUUGAUUUCAGUGGCCAGUUGUUUGGCUUUUCUGUCCUCUGCUCAGAUGAGCUGAUGCUCAGAGCAACAGGAUGUUUCAGUCACAUCAGCUGAGGUCAGGACAGGAAGGGCUGUAGAAAUCCAGUUGGUGCGAAACUCUUUACAGGUUUCAACAUUAUUAAAGCAAAAAAGCAAAAAAAA
Messenger RNA from Poecilia reticulata (guppy), 3651 nucleotides. RefSeq names its product TBL1X/Y related 1a (gene tbl1xr1a). NCBI's taxonomy places the organism in Eukaryota, Metazoa, Chordata, Actinopteri, Cyprinodontiformes, Poeciliidae. Gene Ontology annotation, molecular function: protein binding; transcription corepressor activity. The record is from RefSeq and is a predicted model, not a curated record. Gene Ontology annotation, cellular component: histone deacetylase complex. Gene Ontology annotation, biological process: regulation of transcription by RNA polymerase II.